AUGGGAUGUGAUGGUUUGGAAUCAGAGUCAAUUCAAGGGUUGCAGGUUGGGUCUGUGAAAAAAACUGGAAUAGGGUUAGAUGUGGAGGGUGUAGGAGGUAAAACUAGGGUUAAGAAUAUGGAUGGGGUGAAAAAGAAGUUGGGUUCUAAGCGAAAAUCAAUGCCCAUUUUUGUUGGGAUCAAUUCGAAUGACGAUGAGCCAAUAGGGUCGUUGCUUAAGUUGAAGAGCAAAAGGAAUGGUAAGAGAGUUAAGGUGGGAGUAGAUGGUGGUGGAAACAAGGGCAAAGAGGUUGAGGUUAGGUUUGAUGGACUGGUGGCAGAAGAUGAGGAUUUGGGAGGUAUGAAUGAUACAUUGGCUAAUUUUAAGAAGAAGUUGAAGGGACCCAAGAAGGACAGUGGGUCUGGGAUAAGCAUAGGAAGGAAUUUGGAUAUGAAUGUAGCGGAGCCAUCAGGUCAGUCUUUGAAUUGGCCUUUGAAGACUGUGGAGAAGAAUCAGGUUACUGUUGGUAAUGGAUCUGAUGGGGUUGUCAAUAAAGUGUUGGAGGAUAAGCGUAAAGGGAAUACUAAGAGAUCCAAGACUGCAUUGACUUCGAAGAAAACUGUGGCUGAUGCUGAGCUUGAUGUCGCUUUGGAUGGUGAGGAAGCCUCUAAUCACUAUUUGGAUGAAAAUUUAGAAGAUUCAUUGUCUUCCUUCCUUAGAAAAGCCCAAUCUGGUCUAAUUAGGAAUUGCAGUUCUGUGAAAUCAAAACAGAUAGGGGGAACUCAAGCUUCACGCAAUGGAUUGAGCCCAAGCUCUGAUACUGUUCCAGAGGUUCCUCUGCCAUUGUUUGAAAGGAGAUCUCUAUCUGGUUCAGAAUCGCUGACAAAAAUACCAGAAUCUGAUGGCAGCUUGUGUCCCGUCUCUGGCAGAUGGUCAAUAUAUUCAGCCUGUGAUCAGUCUAAGAUUGAGAUAUAUCCGAGGUCUAACGAUACAUUGUCUCAAUUUUCAAAAGGCAUAGAAGAGAGUGUAUUACCUGGUGCUCCAGGGCAGGAUCUUUCUUCUGCUCCAGUAAUCACUGACGAGGCUUUGAGAUCCAGUGGUAGCAUUUUAGGGGAUUCAGUUCCCAUUUCCUUACUUCAAAGAUCUGAAUCUGGUUUAAGGUCAUGUUCUAACAAAAUUACAGGAUUCCUUGAAGGUGAAAUACAUUGGCGAACUAAUGGGUGUCCAGAACAGAUGGAGCAAAUCAGUAAAUUCGAUGAGGCAGUGGGAACAGGAGGGCAUCAUGAUGAGUUGUAUCAACAGUCAAAGGAUAUUUUAACGAGCCACACUUCAAGUACAGAUCAGAGAAUUUGCUAUACCUUUGGAAAAGAAGUUCAGCAGCCUUGUCUCUAUAAUGAUAAAUUGAACCGGCCAUUGGAAGAUACAUCUCUGUGGACCAAUGCACGUAUUUCUGGUGAAUUUUUGGGUCCAUCAGCAUCCCCAUCUCAAAACUUAUCAGCAUGCAAUCAGAAGACGCGUGUGGCCAUAAAAUCUGAAGAUAGGCUUGAUGUGAACCAGAGUCAAUCAUCAUCUUCCAUUUUUGGUUCAUCUCAGAAGAAAGUUACAUCUUUUGACUGUGAUGGUCCAAAUGGAAUUAUAGGUACUUGCAUUGCAGAGCCUGAUUUUGCUUCAGUUUCUUUACAAAAGGAGGAUGCCUUGUUGUCUGGCAAUAUACGGUCUCCAGUUUUUCCAGGUGAAGUCCAUAAACAUGAAGAUUUUCUCCAAAUGGAACACCAGAAAUCAUUAGAGACUGGUGAUGACUCUAAUCAUUUAUCUGAACAGCCUCACAAUGAUUGUGUUUCUUCAAUUCAGAAGUAUAGCUCUAGUUUGCAGCAAAAUGAACCUCCUGGUGAUGUGUAUAGAGGUGCCCUUGUUCCAAGUAGUGACUAUAUUUCUGGAGAUGAAGAGGCUAAUGGAUCCUCUUCUCCAUCAAUUACGCCAGGCCAAACUGAAAGUUGUGCUGAAGUUACAGGAUAUGCGCCUAAUCCUAAAAGUAAAGACAAUAAGCUAUCAGCAGGCCAGCGGGCUGUGCGCGAGGCUAAAAAGCGUAGGAAUGGGGACAUGGCUUAUGAGGGGGACGUUGAUUGGGAGUUUUUUAUGCAUGAGCAAGGUUUUCUUCGACACCAUCAGGUAGGAGAUUGUGAGCAGUCCUUUAAGGCAAGAGGAAAGUUCAAUUCUCCUUCAGCUAUGACUUCAGAGGCUGAAAAUGGUGGGGCAGCCGCAGUGUCAGCUGGGCUGAGAGCUCGUGCAGUUGGUCCAGUUGAGAAGAUUAAAUUUAAAGAUGUAUUGAAGCGCAAGGGUGGGCUUCAUGAAUAUUUAGAGUGCAGGAAUCAUAUUAUAGGUCUUUGGAAUAAAGAUAUCAGUCGCAUUUUGCCUCUGUCAGAUUGUGGAGUCUCUGAUGUCCCUUUGGUUGAUGAACCACUGCGUGCUUCUCUAAUUCGGGAUGUGUACGCAUUUCUUGAUCAAUGUGGAUACAUAAAUAUUGGAGCUGCCUCUGAAAAGAGUAGAGCAGAAAAUGGCGCUAAGCAUGACUUAAAACUUCUAAAAAAGGAAAAUUUUGGGGAAAAAUCUGGGGCCCACAUUGCUGAUUCAGAUGAUGGAGUUUCCUUUAUCCUUGGGAGGGCUAAGAGUUCUGAGAUUUCCAUGGUGAGAAAGAAGGAUGUUGUAUUUGAUGAUGAAAACCGAGCAGCAAGAGCCAAAAUAGACUGCAGGCUUGUAGAUCCCCAGGCUUUGGAGUUAUCUACGCCCACCGAUGAUGAAGGAUGCCCAGUUGUUGCUUACCAGGAAAAUGGUUGCAUUGAUGCAAAACUGCCCAGCAGAAUUGUCGAUUUGGAUCUUUUGAGUUCAGUUCCUUCCAGUGAAGUAGAGAACAAUGGAACUAUCCCUGUCAUGUCAUUAGAUUCAAUUCCUUUGAUUGAAACAGAGGAGGGUGGAACCAUUCCUGCCGUACCUCCGAAGCUUCCAAAAUGUUCCUAUUGUGUUCAAUCUACCUCAUUUGACGAGGGGAAUAAUCAUAUGAAGUGUGAUUCAGAAGACAGAAGGAGAAUUAUUGUAGUUGGAGCUGGUCCUGCUGGCUUAACUGCAGCACGCCACUUGCAGCGCCAAGGUUUUUGUGUUACUGUGCUCGAGGCUCGGAGCAGAGUAGGGGGUCGUGUUUUUACGGAUCGUCAAACUCUUUCAGUUCCGGUGGAUCUUGGGGCUAGCAUUAUUACAGGUGUUGAGGCAGACGUGGCCACUGAAAGAAGACCAGAUCCUUCUUCACUGGUUUGUGCUCAAUUGGGUCUUGAGUUGACUGUGUUGAACAGUGACUGUCCUCUUUAUGAUUCUGUAAGCGGCCAGAAAAUUCCUGUAGAUCUGGAUGAAGCUUUGGAAGCAGAAUACAAUAGCCUACUUGAUGACAUGGUACUGCUUGUUGCUCAGAAGGGGGAACAUGCUAUGAACAUGUCUCUCGAGGAUGGUUUAGAAUAUGCCCUGAAGAGUCAUCGCAUGGUUCAAUCUGGAAGAAGUUGCAAGGAAAGUAAAAUGCAUACAUUACAAAAUGUUUUAGCAGAUUUUGAAAAUUUUAAUGUUGAUGGCAAAGUUCCCAAGGAUAAUUGUUCUAAAGCAGAGACCUUGAGUCCUCUUGAGAGGAGGGUCAUGGAUUGGCAUUUUGCCAACUUGGAGUAUGGUUGUGCUGCUUUGCUUAGAGAAGUUUCUCUUCCUUACUGGAAUCAGGAUGAUGUUUAUGGAGGUUUUGGAGGAGCUCAUUGUAUGAUUAAAGGGGGUUAUAGUGCUGUCGUUGAAUCACUGGGAGAAGGACUUUGCAUUCACUUGAACCAUGUUGUCACGAAUGUUUCGUAUUUCACAAAUGAUCAUGUAACAAAUGAUGACAAGUGUAACAAAGUCAAAGUCUGCACAUCAAAUGGCAGGGAGUUUUCAGGAGAUGCAGUCCUGAUCACAGUUCCACUUGGGUGCCUAAAAGCUGAAAGUAUCAAGUUUGCACCGCCAUUACCCCAAUGGAAAAAUUUGUCCAUCCAACGUCUCGGCUUUGGUGUUCUUAAUAAAAUAGUUUUGGAAUUUCCUAAGGUGUUUUGGGAUGAUUCCGUUGAUUACUUUGGUGCAACUGCUGAGGAGACGAACCAGAGGGGCCGCUGCUUCAUGUUCUGGAAUGUCAAAAAAACUGUUGGGGCACCUGUUCUUAUAGCCUUGGUUGUUGGUAAGGCAGCUAUAGAUGGCCAAAACAUGAGUGCUUCUGAUCAAGUAAACCAUGCCUUAAGGGUUCUUCGUAAACUUUUUGGAGAGGCUGCAGUUCCUAAUCCAAUUGCGUCUGUAGUGACUGACUGGGGAAGGGACCCAUACAGUUAUGGUGCUUACUCCUAUGUUGCUGUUGGGGCAUCUGGAGAAGACUAUGACAUAUUGGGUCGUCCCGUGGAGAACUGUUUAUUUUUUGCUGGUGAAGCUACCUGCAAGGAGCAUCCGGACACAGUUGGUGGCGCAAUGAUGAGUGGUCUUCGAGAGGCUGUGCGCAUAAUUGAUAUAUUGAGUACAGGAAGUGAUCUUAUGGAAGAAGUAGAGACCAUGGAGACUGCAAAGAGACAUUCUGACAGUGAAAGGAGUGAAGUUCGGGACAUUAUUAAGAGACUCGAUGCAGUAGAGCUCUCAAAUGUUCUGUAUAAGAACUCUUUGGAUGGGGUCCAUAUUUUGACCAGGGAAAGUUUGCUGCAGGAUAUUUUUUCUAGUGCAAAAACUACAGCUGGACGAUUGCAUCUGGCCAAAGAGUUGUUGAAUCUUCCUGUUGAAGUCUUGAAAUCCUUUGCUGGGACUAAAGAAGGGCUCUGCACUCUCAACUUAUGGAUGCUGGAUUCGAUGGGGAAGGAUGGGACUCAACUAUUGCGCCAUUGUGUUCGUCUCCUUGUACUUGUUUCAACCGAUCUCCUUGCAGUUCGUUUAUCAGGUAUCGGAAAAACUGUAAGAGAAAAAGUUUGUGUACAUACGAGCCGUGAUAUACGUGCCAUAGCAAGUCAGCUGGUUAGUGUGUGGAUUGAAAUAUUUCGCAAGGAGAAGGCUUCUAAUGGGGGCCUGAAGUUACUGAGGCAAUCAACAACCAUGGAUUCUUUAAAAAGCAAAUCUAACCUAGUUUCCGGGAAACCACCUCUACGCACACAUCAUGUUGCACCAGACAACAAAGGAAGUUCAAAGCUUUCUGCAUCUACGGGAAACCACUUGCUUCCCAAUGCAAACAUCAAGACAAUGAAUGCCAAGUCGGAAACAAAGACAGAUUGGAAACCAGAUGUUAAACCAUUAAGGUCUCAAGGUUCAUUAGAAAGAAAUGAUGCCAGGGGGGUUGAGAACCACAAUUUCACCAUGUCUGAAGAAGAUCAGGCUGCCUUUGCUGCUGCAGAAGCAGCCCGUGCUGCAGCUCUUGCAGCUGCUGAGGUUUGUUUAUCUUGGUGCUAUUAUUUUCCCUUUUUUGGCCAUAUUUCAGGACAAAAAGCUUUUCAAGGUUCAGUUUGA
Molecule: messenger RNA, 5511 nt
Organism: Ilex paraguariensis (yerba mate)
Lineage: Eukaryota; Viridiplantae; Streptophyta; Magnoliopsida; Aquifoliales; Aquifoliaceae
Source: the annotation of a GenBank genome assembly